AUGGCGGAAGAGGGCAUGUCUAUCGUUCCCUACGGUUCUUCCAACUCUGGCGUUGUGCUACGCCAUAAUGAUUCGGUCGUGGUCUACGAUCGGGAUGCCCAGCAGCUUGUACUUCGAACUGCCUCCGACGUCCAAGAUAACCUUGAAUUAGCUGAUUGUCCGUAUUGCCAUCGUCCGCUGCGCGAGAGCAAUGCAGGGCAGGAAGGCCACCAUGCUAGUCCUCGAUCACAGCCGGAAUUCAUCAAUCCGGAUUACUUCCGCAUGCUCAAUAGUUUGCCUAGUUCGGUGAAUUCGUCAAAUCCUCCUUCUCCGCGUCGGCGGUUCGCCCAACCUGCUCUCGCUGAUGGAUCGACAAGCGUGCCUGGAUCGUCUUCCAGUGGACCCCAGGGAAUAUCUUCAGCCGCAUUUAUCCCUGACUAUUUCAAGAAAUUCUUUGUUGAGGAACGAGUCCUUGGAAAGGGUGGUAAGGGCGUGGUCCUACUUGUGAAGCACGUGCUGGACGGGGUUUCCUUAGGACAUUAUGCCUGCAAGCGUGUCCCGGUUGGUGAUGACCACGAAUGGCUGGAGAAGGUUCUUGGGGAGGUCCAGCUAUUGCAGCAUCUGUCCCACCAGAAUCUUGUCUCCUACCGUCAUGUGUGGCUGGAGAAUGCCAAAAUCAGCACCUUUGGACCAAGUGUGCCAUGUGCGUUCAUCCUCCAACAAUACUGCAACGCGGGCGAUCUCCACAAUUACAUCUGUGGUUCGAUACAAAGUCAGACGACCGCACAACAAUUGAAAGAGCGCCUUCGAAGAAAAUCCAAGGGAGCGCCCGAACCGCAAGUGGGCCUUGGUGGUCCUCGCAAGCUUAAUUUCGAGGAGAUCUACUCAUUCUUCAAGGAUAUCACUUCGGGUCUCCGCUACCUUCAUGUGAACGGCUAUAUUCACCGUGAUCUAAAGCCCAACAAUUGCUUGCUACAUGAGACAAGUGAUGGUUUACGAGUGUUGGUCAGUGACUUUGGCGAGGUCCAGGCACAAGAUUCCGCCAGAUUGUCGACUGGUGCGACGGGAACCCUCUCGUACUGUGCUCCAGAAGUUUUACGGCGAGAAUAUACAGGAGGACCAUUCGGCAAUUUCACGUUCAAGUCUGACAUCUUCUCCUUAGGGAUGAUUCUUCAUUUCUUGUGCUUUGCAGAGCUUCCUUACAGCAAUGCCGAUCUUAUAAAUGAGGAGAAGGAGGAUCUGGACCAGCUUCGAGAAGAGAUCACUCAAUGGACCGGCUUUGAUGAUGCUCGGAGACUACGACCAGAUCUGCCUGAGAAGCUAUACACAUUCCUUAAGCGCCUGCUAUCCGUGGAUCCGGAUAGACGGCCAAGUGCGGAUGAAGUAUUGAGUGGCAUCCAGGCCGGAGUAAACGGAAAUGAGCCUUUCCGCUUCAGGAGGUCCAGCUCUAAUGGUCCAGACUUACGCUCGAGCUCUCGAAUUCACCCAGUCGACAGCCCGAACCCCUCGUUACUGCCCCCAUCAGUCUCAGCGACAGAUGUCCUAUCCCGGAGUCCAGUGCCAAUGCGGCACAACCCUCCCCACGAAUCGAACAAUAUCAUGGCUGCCCCAGAUAGUGACCCACGGAGAAGACCCUCACUCAGUCCUGAGCAAGAGCUGAUUAUCCGGCCAAGGAUCUCUGCUGCUGCACACUCUCCGCCACAGGAUCAGGAUGAUUUCAUGGAGCAAACAGAGGAACAAGAAUCUUCACCUCAUUUACUUCCUCCUCCACCGGCCCGCCCUAUUUUGACCAGGUUAUUCAUCCUCGCGUCAUCUCAACAGCUGCCUAGGGUGCCGGUGCUCCCUCUGGCUUUUUUUUUCGUGAAGGUGGUCUCCGUUCUCCAGCCGUGCGCACCUCUGGCGGUCACUCCCUGGGUUCUUUAUCCGUUGCUUCUGCUGGCGGGCUUCGUCCUGAGGUCCCGCAGUCUCUUGGGACAAGUUAUCGCCCUCGGUUUGCAUCUCGUCGUCGUGAGCUUGAGCAUCCGUAUGGACAGAUUAUGUCUCUGGCACGCCCCGGGAGAAGUAGUACUUGUCUGA
Molecule: messenger RNA, 2055 nt
Organism: Aspergillus clavatus NRRL 1
Lineage: Eukaryota; Fungi; Ascomycota; Eurotiomycetes; Eurotiales; Aspergillaceae
Product: protein kinase IKS1
Exons: 2
Coding region: 1-2055 (684 amino acids)
Biological process (GO): protein phosphorylation
Molecular function (GO): ATP binding; protein kinase activity
Source: RefSeq, a predicted model, not a curated record